Messenger RNA from Wyeomyia smithii (pitcher-plant mosquito), 2168 nucleotides. RefSeq lists its product as uncharacterized. The record is from RefSeq and is a predicted model, not a curated record. Gene Ontology annotation, molecular function: zinc ion binding. The transcript is spliced from 3 exons. The coding region runs from base 109 to 1104 and encodes 331 amino acids. Lineage: Eukaryota; Metazoa; Arthropoda; Insecta; Diptera; Culicidae.
GUGAACACAAAAUAAAAAGUUUGAUUGUUUUUCGUUAGUCAGUUAGUAAGUUUCGUAAGGUUAAAAUAGUUUUCCCAAGUUUGGAUCAGUUUACGUGAAUAAAUUGGGAUGCCACCAAAAAAACAAGCUCUAGCCAGACAGCUGAAAACACCAGCAAGUUUGGUUCCAAGUGGAACCGCUUCUCUUAGCGUGUAUGCUUCGGAACUAACAGGAUCUCAGGCAGAACGAUAUUUGAACAAAAUUGCUAUCAUUGGGAGCAGAGAUCCAUGUCUGUUGAAUAUGAGCACCAGCCAGAUUCCAGUUACUGUUUCCUACGAUUCAAUAAUUGACUACGUCCUUCAUAGGCAAUCUACCUACAGCGGCGCCGCUUUUCAUUGCUUCAAAGCUGUUGAAGCAAAAAAACGUUUUGAGACCGGUAUGGUCAAAUUAGUAGAAGGUGUACAGCUGGACGAUAUAAAUGUUGUACGCGGAAAGGUAGUGCACUCAAUGAGCCUCAAUGACCCGUGCCUGACUUCAUGGAUUAUUAUCAAAAAUGAAAAUAUCCUCUCUGCACACUGCGAUUGCAUAGCUGGAAUUGGAGAAGUAUGUUCGCAUGUGGGGGCAAUACUUUAUCACCUUACAUAUUUUAACCAUCAUCAUCUCACCAACUAUACCGCUUCUGUGACCGACAAAGAGCAAAGUUGGGGAAAACCAAGCAGCAGUAUUCCAGGAAAUUUACAACAGCCGAUAGGAGAGAUAGAUUUUGGGUAUCUACGGGAUACUUUUGACGAAGCAUAUGGUUGUGUACCUGUCCUUCAACAUGAUGAAUUGCGUGCUCAUUUAAACAUACUUCAGGCCACUGGUAAUGAAUGCACGGCAAUGCAAUCAUUUUGCAGUUUGACCUAUGAAUGUCAAAGGUGCCAGAAUCGAGUAGCUGAUCCGGCUUAUGGGUUACAGGACUUAUUACUCAAUACAUUGUACGGUGAAUGCUAUAGAGAAAAAAGCAUUGAAGAGUUGAGGUACAUAGCUUUGUCAAUUUACGAGUCGAAGAAAAAACAAAUUGAUGAAAAAGUGCGGCAGCAGGUGAGCAAUUCUGUAAAAAUGUCCCAAUUUCAUUUAUUUUAAUUGUUAUUUUUAAUUCGGUUGAAAAUUUGCACAGAUGUUUAUAUGAGCUAGAAAUGUCAUUUUGUGUUAUUAUCUAAUUACGACUCAUUUUUGAGAAAGGUUUACGUAGAAAUUGUAAUAUUGAGAACAAAUAUGUUAAGAGCCAGAACGGUUUGCUUGAUCGGUGUGACGUCUUCGGCUCAGUUGCAGAUAAUAAUUUUGCUCCUGAAAUAAAUAUCAAUGACUCAGCCGGAUCAAAAAUGAUCGAUUAGAAUAAUUAUCCUGUUUAUGAAAUUGCACAGGUGGAAGAAAAUACACGAGGUCAAGCAACGGAUGCGUUGUGGAAGCUGUUGCGCAUUGGAAGGAUUACAGCAUCGACACUUCAAAGUGUUCUGAGCACUAAUAUAAUGAAGCCUUCUGUUUCACUUUUAAAAACUAUCUGCUAUCCUGAUAUGUCAUAUUUUUCUACUCAGGCUACAAGGUAUGGCAAAAAAAUGGAAAUGGUCGCACUUGGACAGCUUACUAGUGUUUUAAUAAAAUGUCAUAGGGAAGCAAAAGUUUAUGAAUCAGGUUCAAUACUUCAUAAAAAUUUCCAACAACUUGCAGCUUCUCCUGAUGCUAUACUUCAAUGUGCCUGUUGCGGCAACGUGUUUAUCGAAAUCAAAUGCCCUUUUAUUUUUAGAAAUGAAAAGGUUUUCAGUAGAUUAGUUAAUUCUAAGUCGCCCUACCUUGUAAGAACACAACAUGCAUAUGAAUUAGUUUCGAACCAUAAAUACUAUGCCCAAGUUCAAAUGCAGAUUGCAGUCACAGAAUCGUAAACGGGUACUUUUAUGUUUGGACCAAAAAAGAAAAUGUAUUAAUUAGAAUAGAGAAAAAUGAACAAUUUUGGAGAGAGUCACAGCAAAAAGCUUCUUCUUUUUUCAUCGCUGUUAUUUUACCUGAAUUGCUUUGCAAAUAUUAUACCUCAAAAUAAAAAAACUAAUAACAUAUUAUAAUCAAAUUUGUCUACUUAAAAAUGAACAAAGAAAUGAAAAAUAAAUAUCAACUAGGAUUGUAUUUUAUUCACAUAUGUCAUCAGUUGACAA